GGCGGCGGCGCGGCAUCGGGCGCGGGGCUGCGGUGCGCGAGAGGCGGCGGGAGGUGAUGCCGCACAGCCCAGCCACGGUCCCGGCGGAGGCAUGAGGCGCGCGGAGCGGGCGGGGAGCGGAGCGGCACAGCUCGGCUCCUCCACGCCCUGAGCGGAGCCUCCGCGCCGCGCUCCCGCAGAGCGACUAUGGCCGGGGGAAGGAGAGGGCUGGUGGCGCCUCAGAACACGUUCCUGGAGAACAUCGUGCGGAGGUCUAACGAUACUAAUUUUGUCUUGGGCAAUGCCCAGAUAGUGGAUUGGCCCAUUGUGUACAGCAACGAUGGAUUUUGCAAGCUAUCAGGAUAUCACAGAGCAGAAGUUAUGCAAAAAAGCAGCACCUGCAGUUUUAUGUAUGGAGAGCUGACAGACAAAGAUACAAUUGACAAAGUCCGGCAGACAUUUGACAACUAUGAGAUGAAUUCCUUUGAAAUCCUGAUGUACAAGAAGAACAGAACACCUGUCUGGUUCUUUGUGAAAAUUGCUCCAAUCCGAAAUGAGCAGGAUAAAGUGGUUUUAUUUCUUUGCACUUUCAAUGACAUAACGGCUUUCAAGCAGCCCAUUGAGGAUGAUUCAUGUAAAGGUUGGGGAAAGUUUGCUCGCCUGACCCGUGCCCUCACAAGCAGCCGAGGUGUGCUGCAGCAGCUUGCUCCGAGUGUGCAGAAAGGAGAGAAUGUUCACAAGCACUCACGACUUGCUGAGGUACUGCAGCUGGGCUCCGAAAUUCUACCACAGUACAAACAAGAAGCACCAAAGACUCCGCCACAUAUAAUUUUGCAUUAUUGUGUUUUCAAGACUACCUGGGACUGGAUCAUCUUGAUUUUAACUUUCUACACUGCUAUUUUGGUCCCUUACAAUGUCUCCUUUAAAACCAAACAGAACAAUGUGGCAUGGCUAGUAGUGGACAGCAUUGUAGAUGUCAUUUUUUUGGUAGACAUCGUACUUAAUUUCCAUACCACCUUUGUGGGGCCAGCAGGAGAGGUGAUCUCUGACCCAAAGCUGAUUCGCAUGAAUUACCUGAAGACCUGGUUUGUGAUCGAUCUGCUCUCAUGCUUGCCAUAUGAUGUGAUCAAUGCAUUUGAGAAUGUCGAUGAGGGCAUCAGUAGCCUCUUCAGUUCACUUAAAGUGGUCAGACUACUUCGUCUGGGUCGUGUUGCUCGGAAACUGGAUCACUACAUAGAAUAUGGAGCAGCAGUCUUGGUUCUGCUGGUGUGUGUAUUUGGUCUUGCAGCACACUGGUUGGCCUGCAUUUGGUACAGCAUAGGAGAUUAUGAAGUUAUCGAUGAGGAUACAAACACAAUCCGAACUGAGAGCUGGCUCUAUCAGCUGGGAAUGUCAAUAGGAACACCGUACCGUUUUAACACAUCUGGCUUUGGAAAAUGGGAAGGUGGGCCAAGCAAGGAUUCUGUCUACAUCUCCUCAUUGUAUUUUACAAUGACCAGCCUCACCAGUGUUGGAUUUGGAAACAUUGCACCCACUACAGAUGGGGAGAAGAUCUUUGCUGUUGCAAUGAUGAUGAUUGGCUCCCUUCUGUAUGCAACCAUUUUUGGUAAUGUGACAACCAUAUUUCAGCAAAUGUAUGCUAAUACCAACAGAUAUCAUGAAAUGCUGAACAGUGUCCGAGACUUUCUAAAGCUCUACCAGGUCCCUAAAGGACUCAGUGAACGUGUGAUGGAUUACAUUGUCUCCACCUGGUCAAUGUCCAGAGGAAUAGAUACUGAAAAGGUUUUGCAGAUAUGCCCUAAGGACAUGAGAGCAGAUAUUUGUGUUCAUCUGAACCGCAAAGUUUUCAAAGAGCACCCAGCCUUUAGGCUGGCAAGCGAUGGGUGCCUUCGAGCACUUGCAAUGGAAUUUCAGACAGUGCACUGUGCCCCAGGAGACCUGAUCUACCAUGCUGGUGAGAGCGUCGACAGCCUUUGCUUUGUGGUUUCGGGGUCUUUGGAAGUAAUCCAGGAUGACGAGGUUGUUGCUAUAUUGGGCAAAGGAGAUGUUUUUGGUGAUGUCUUCUGGAAGGAGUCUACCCUUGCUCAGUCCUGUGCAAAUGUAAGGGCUUUGACCUACUGUGAUCUUCAUGUGAUUAAGAGAGAUGCCUUGCAGAAAGUGCUGGAGUUCUAUACAGCCUUUUCACACUCCUUCUCCAGAAAUCUCAUUUUGACUUACAACUUGAGAAAAAGAAUUGUAUUCCGGAAAAUCAGCGAUGUGAAACGAGAAGAAGAGGAGAGAAUGAAAAGGAAGAAUGAAGCCCCCCUGAUUUUGCCACCAGAUCACCCUGUCCGCCGACUGUUUCAGAGGUUCAGGCAGCAGAAGGAGGCACGGCUCGCAGCAGAGAGAGGCAGAGAUCCAGACGACCUGGAUGUGGAGAAGGGCAACAUCCUUGGUGAGCACUCCUCCACACGCUCAGUGGUCAAAGCCAGUGUUGUGACCGUAAGGGAGAGCCCUGCAACCCCUGUGUCAUAUCAGUCGGCUUCAACCUCCGGGACAUCCGACCAGGCGAAGCUUCAAGCACCCACAUCAGAGUACACAGGAUGUAAAGCAUCAGGGGAUUACCCCCGGAGAAAAGGCUGGGCCAAAUUCAAAGAGGCCUGUGGGAAGGGUGAAGACUGGAACAAAGUCUCUAAAGCGGAAUCUAUGGAGACGUUACCAGAGAGAACUAAAGCUUCAGGAGAAGCUACCCUGAAGAAGACAGACUCUUGUGACAGUGGCAUUACAAAAAGCGACUUGCGCUUGGAUAAUGUUGGGGAGACAAGAAGCCCACAGGACCGCAGCCCAGUCCUCACCGAGGUCAAGCAUUCCUUUUAUCCUAUCCCAGAACAGACUCUUCAGGCUACCAUGCUAGAAGUUAAACACGAGUUGAAAGAGGACAUCAAGGCUUUAAACACAAAAAUGACCAAUAUAGAAAAACAGCUCGCUGAGAUACUUAGGAUAUUGACCUCAAGAAGAAGCUCCCAGUCACCACAGGAGUUGUUUGAAAUAUCAAGGCCCCAGUCUCCAGAAUCAGAAAAAGACAUGUUUGGAGCUAGCUGAGGUGUUUCUUUAUAAAAAACGGUCAAUCAAACAAACAAACACCCCCCUAACAUUUUAAAUUUAAUCUUGAAAACAAGUGAGGGACCAAUUCACUAAGCAUGUUCCCUGUGUCUAAAAAGGUACAGUAGCAGGAAUUGCAACCUCAUGUCAAGAUGGCAGCUGGCUCUGAAGUCUUUUUGACAGCAAGGGUACAGUUUAUAAAGCUUUUCUUUUCUCCAUUGGUGCCCAUUCUCCCUACUCCCUCUUUCUCCCUCAGGAUGUUGGAAUAAGAGCUCCGAAAGCAGCAGCCACCCCCGUGAGCGCCAGGUGACCUCUUAGGUUUUUGGAGCAUGCCUUAUGUAGUUAGCUCAGUUUUUGCCUAUACAAAUAAGGACUGGCCAGGGUGCUUGUGCUUUCAGCAUUUUAAUUCUUUUUUUUUUUGCUGCUGCUGUUGUCACUGUCUCAGUCACCUGUACGGCAUGUUAAAUGCCACAGUAUAUUUUCACGUCCUCAUAAUAAAGCAAAGAGGAGCAGAAUUUGUGGUACUCAACACCAAAGUUACUUUUGGAUAGUUAAGGGAGAGCUCAAAAGAUGGGGGGAAAAAUGUAAAACAAACAAAAACAAACAAACAAACAAAAAGCCAUCCUCUAGUUUGCUAGUAAACGGGUUCAUCCACAUUUUCAUUCUUCGAGUCAGGAUAUUGAUUAUCAAAAUCUUGACUUCUGUCUCAGAUGUCAUAGAACAUUACCUUUGUUUUUAACUCGUGCUGGGGGAUGGAGGUUUGGGUGGGCAGUGUGCCUGCAGAACACGCAGAACACUUUCUGCCCACUGCAGAUUGUACUGUGCAUCAGUGUCAAUAGCUGUUCUGCAGAUUUGCCUCCCUGUGAAAAUAUACUGUAGCAAUUACGUUCUGUUUUUGCUAUGAAUCUGCUCUUUUAAUUCUUGUUAAAUUAUUGUUCAGAAUUUUCUGUCUCGGUAAUGUUUGUUGUAGCCAAAGGCUUUCACAGAACUUUCAGAGAUUUUAGAUUGUGGCAUUUUUUUCUAGAUCCAGAUGUAUUGUUCUUGAUCUAUCUAGAAAGUAAAUGGAGGUAGAAAUACAGCGCUUACUGUAUACAAGUGCUUUUGUAGCAAGGAAACAAGAAGAUCUGCUUCUUAAAGAAGGAGAUGUUUCCAGAACUUAUAUUUUCGUAUCUUUUUUGGAGGAAGAUUGAAGCACUUUACCAAAACAACUGCUCAUUAUUCAUUAGUUAGGGUAGCGUAGAAGAUUCCAUGGCAUUCCAUAGGUAUGGAUCUGCAGUAAAUUCUCACCACUGGUCUGGUACGCUCACUAUUUAGCUGUAGGUUACUGUCUAGAAGCAUGGUGCAGCACUUUUGAGGUUUUCAUUCUUAAUGGCAGUAGGUCCUAACACACUCUGGGAGCAGUUCUCAUUCUUUUUCUAUGGUACUAAGUCACUUACAUAAUAAAAACUCACUUAGGUUUUGGGAGGAGAUUUUGGAUUUGGGUUAAGUAAGGAAGAAAGAGGGGAAAUGACCAAUUAGGAAGGAUUUCUGGUGACCUAAUGCUUGCAUGAGGCCAUGCAGAACUGUGUCAUAUAUCCCUGGGGAAGUGGAAGGCCCACUGGUGAAGCUGCACACACAGCACACACAGUAUUGGGGCUGUGCUGUGUAAAGCUACGAGCUCAGGCCUUGAAGGCAGUAUGUUUGUUGUAUCUAUUCUGAGGGCAGCACUGCGGUUUGCAGCUGGUUUGGGGUUCUCUUUCAAGGGUCUUGCCUGCUUUUUCAGUAUAGAAGUGUCCACAGAUAAUAAAUUCUAAUCAAGGCUUGAAGGAUUCCUGAAACGUGUGUCUGGAUCAAAUCUAUAUGCAACGUUCUACCCCCCCUACAGAUAAGAAAAGGCAUUACAGAAGUGACUUGCUAUGAAACAGUGAAACAGGGGCGCCAUUUCCUAUAUUUAUUUCUGGUUCCAAGUUCGGGUUUGUUCCAGUGGAAGCUGGUGUCUUUUACGGUUAUGUGCUGAGGGUGUACUGAGGAGAGCUCAUUCUGACCAAAGUCACUGUGUGUUUGGUGCUUUAAUUGCUCUGAAUGGCAACAGCUACCUGCAAUAGCUAUGCCAUCUCCGUAAGGAAUCCAUUCAACAGCAGUUUCAGUUAGGAACUACUACAUGGUUUUCCUCUCCAGACUCCUCAGUCAGUAAAUGUAUUGGCAGUGAAAUUUGGUACGAAUAAAUGACAGGUUUGCAAGUAUACAUGUAUUUGUAAUCAGCGCCCUGAAGUUGCAGUGAGGUUUAAAGGGUUCACAUGGUGCCAGUUUUCUAAUCCAGGAAAUUGCUCAUCAGCAUUGUGUUUCUUUUGUAACAUGUUUGAAAGUCUGGAAGUCUUGCUGAACUCAGCUGGCAGCCAGCUACCUGCAGUCUGAUGAACAUGGAAAUUAGCUUAUCCCAGACAGGUGAGAGGGGACAUGUUUGUCGCCCCCCAGGUGUGUGCCUAAUAUCUCAAGUAUUGAGUGCAGACACAGGAUUAGAUGCACAGUUGCAGGUUACCCAGUCCUCUGUCACUGUGUUAAUGUUUCUCAGUGGUAUCUUUCGUGUGUCCUCAGGGAUAUGUAUAAGGUUUUUCUGAUGUUGCUGAUUGCCUAACCCUGAAGUCAUGGCAGGGUUAAUCCUAGAAGCCCCACAGUUACUUGCACCACCACACAUGGUUCUGUGAGUAAAGGAGCACAAGUUCCUGUUUUCUGAGGGUACCCCGAGUGCAGCCUGAAGUUCAGUUCAGUUUGGAACACAGGUACGUGCUGCAUGGCCAGGGCUGGGUGAAGCAUGGAGUCCAUUUUUAAAGGUUUUUAUGAGGCCUUUACAAGACCCUAUAAAAUCAGUUAUAAUCCGCUCGUAGAGGUUUCAAAGAUUGUAAUAUACUCUGGAAUUACACUUAAAAUGUAAUGUCACUGAAGAUUAUGGCCAAAUUUGAUUCUGUUACAGUCAUGAAACUCCAGAAGAACUGUACUCCUUCCAGUGACACCUUCAAGGCAUCUGCUCCAGGUCAGCACUGAAGUGGGCAAUGUCACUGAGAUUUGCACAGCUCUAAGAAGUCAGUCCCAUUCUAUUAUGAUUUCAUGAACUGGCAGGUACUAAAGCUAGUAGUAGAAGACUGCAUCAUCCCUUAGUUACCACUAUGUGUUGCAAAAGAUUUUGAAAAAAUGUAAUGUUUAGGAUGGGCUUUGGUUUUUGGAUUCCCUGGGUGUUAAAUGAGCAAAACCUUGUCUGCUAUGGGACUCCUUUGACCCUCAGACUAGUUUGGACCUGUAGCGUACUGCCCAGGCUCAGCCGAUGAAGAGAGAUUCAUUUAGGGAGUGACUGAAAGCAGCUGUGUUGCAAAUCUGUCUUUUUCCAUUUAGCCUUAAACUUGGAUGCCUAAGGUGUGCAUAUCCACGAUAAUUGUUACUUACUCUUCCAUUUUACUUGUGAGCUUUUCUUUUUUCUCUCUACGUGUUGAGUAAACCUUUCCAUUUAAAUUAUUUUUUGUCUUAGAAACGAAUGACCUCUGAACAUGAGAUUCUGCCCCUUAACAAGAAAGAGGUUGUACAAUCUGUGUUCUGGCACAGUGCUUCUACCAUUUAACUACCUGCUAAACAACCCGUGUUAAUGAACAAGAGAUUGUGUUCCAUUUUUACCCUAUGAUGGAAUGAGAUUUCAGUCAAAAGCUGGUAAUUCAGAGAAAGAGCCUGGGCUCGGAGUUGCUACAAAGGGAGCCUGUACAAGUCUGUACUUAACCAGAAUACCAAUAUGCAGCACAGGAUUUAAAAAGCAAAAACCAGCCCUCAUCCCUUCCGUGUUCAGCUACAUUGACUUCUGUCUGGUAUUACCUGUAUGCUUUUACAAACACCAUUCUUGCUUUAAAUCUCUUUCACAGUGCUGCUCUGAAUCCCAGCGAACACCCUGUUUAGCAGCUUCGAAGGUGAUGUUCUGCUUCUACAGUACUUCAAUUUAAUGAACUGAACAAGAUAUUUACUGUUAAUACCUGGUGAUAUUUUUUCAAUCACUCUAAACCAGUCUGUGAAAGAAUUCACUACGAUUUGUCUUUGCUGUAUAAACAACAACGUGUAUGACUACACUUGUGCAGUUGCGUGAACAUACACGUGUAUAUAUAAUAUCUAUGUAUAGAUAAGUCUAUGGAUUGCAUUUUCGUUAUGUAAAAGCACAUCCUUCAUUUAAUGAUUACAGCUCAAGAAGGGAACUUAAAUCUUCCCCGUAGCUAUCCACUGAAUGUGCUAGCUAGUAUCUUGUUUGUUAAAUGUUGAACUUUCAGGCCAUAUCUUCUGGUUUCUCUAGCAGGUCUCAACUCUGUGCAGUUAGUUUGGCUGAUAUUAUGACUGAGAGCAGGUGCUGUUAGUCAGGAACCAGAAAUUUACAUGAAAUUGGAAAUAAUGCUGUAUCGCAGUUGGUGUGGGGAAUACAGCUCGUAAGCCACUGUUUCUUGCUUGCUCGCGGUACCUCUGAAGCCAAGCUGCCCUGGUGUUGCCUCUCAUGGCUGCUCCUGUGGAACGGGCAGGUUUCUUUUUCUUGGCACUGGGAGUUGUCUCAAGGUGCUGAGCCUGUCCUUCUCCUCACGUGACAUUUGGUCACUGCACUUCUGCUUUCUAGGCCUGGUAUUAGGCGGUGAAGAGCAUCUACUUAGUUCUUCAUUUCUCCGUAGUCUCCUGUGUGUGUAUUGGCAAUAACAAUGUCUGUGUUUCAGCUGCACUUCUGAUUCAUUGAGACAAACGUUUUAGAGAGACACCCGGGCAGGGGAAGCUCCAGAAAUGUGAGGUGAAGUACAGUAGAUUACUGUAUCCUCUAAUCUGACAUACUUUUGACCACAUUGUUGUGGCAAGCAUUGAUUCAACUAAAUAAAAAUGCUUUUUGCAAUAAGAUAUAGCCAACGUUUAGCCUUAAGACCCUUCCACAAGUGAAACAUUUCAAACUGUGAUUCCAUUCUCUUUCCUUCUUCACGUUCUGUAGUAUUUACAGUGUUGCCUAAAGAUAAAGCACUUUGAUUAUCUUUCUAAAUCUAAUGAAAAUCACUUGUUGGUAAUCACGCUUCUUUCUCCACUUAAUGCCUUCUUAUUAGGAUAAUAAAUUACUCCGAUAAUCCUCUCCCUUUCCAAAACAGAGACAUAAUUAUUGUCUGAACACUUUUGUGUUAUUGGGGAUUCAAGCCCGACCCAUCACGAAAGUGUUUCUUUCAAAGACUUUUUUUUACAGUGCAACAAUGCUACUGUGAAUUUACCUGCAACUGUAAUUUGUUGAGAGCUGAUUGUUGAGUGUCGUGUAAACAUAUUUGAUGUGUAAUCCCAGAACAUCUCCAUAACUGGAUUUAAAUGCCUGAUGUCAACAAAGCAGUUUGGGGUUUUCACUCGCUGUUCUGGACGGUGGAUGUCUUUUUCCUUUCCUCCCACCGAAUGUGUGACCACUAACAUACAAAAAGGAUCCUUUUAGCCGUAGAUGAGAGAUGUUCAAUAAUCUUGUAUCAGGAUGAACUGCUAUAUAAA
This is a messenger RNA of Coturnix japonica (Japanese quail), 8559 nucleotides long. RefSeq names its product potassium voltage-gated channel subfamily H member 1 (gene KCNH1). The record is from RefSeq and is a predicted model, not a curated record. NCBI's taxonomy places the organism in Eukaryota, Metazoa, Chordata, Aves, Galliformes, Phasianidae. Gene Ontology annotation, cellular component: voltage-gated potassium channel complex; plasma membrane. Gene Ontology annotation, molecular function: delayed rectifier potassium channel activity. Gene Ontology annotation, biological process: potassium ion transmembrane transport; regulation of membrane potential.